AUGUCUGACGAUAUAGAGAGGUGCUGUGAAAAACUGUGCACGCGGCAGACUCUGUUUGGAGAGCUUCUGGACAAGGUGGCAGUCAGACGGUUGGUAGGUCCAGUAUAUCACCAGUGGGAGCCACUGGUUUAUCACUCGCUGUCACAAGUUCUCCGCCACAUUGACACGCUUGGGUUCAACUGCCUCCUCACUGAAUACAUCGCCUUCAUCCAUCGGCCCAGUAAUAAGAGGUACCUCGAUUACUACCUCCAGUUCACAGAGAUCUGUGUCAACACCAUCCUAUACUGGCUGUUUGCCCGUAAAACCAGCCCGCCACUAGUGCAGAAACUGCUGGAGAGAACCAUCAGCUACCUGGGAGACAAGGACAGCUGUUUGUCACUAAUCUGGAGAACCUUCUCACCAGUGUACAAUCCAAACCCACUGAGAGGUGUGACCCCUUUACAAUAUGUAGCUCAAUGCAGGCAGUCGGGCAUUCUGAAGAUAUUACUCCAGUAUGGGAUACUAGAGAGGGAGCACAGACCCAUGUCCACAGUCCUCAUCGUUCUCUUCUACCCACCUGUUACAAGGGGGAAUGACCAAGAGUUCACAGAAACAAUAGAGGAGGCAAAAUUAUGCCUCAGUUUAUGCUUUAGAGUGAUGUGUCGCAUACAUGUCGCAAAGAUUAAGGAACAAGUCAAAAUCAGAGGGCAACCUCUCAUUUCUAACUGGUUGGAUUGCAUACCUGUGGGAAGAUAUCAAGAGCCUUGUGAGCUCGUACACCUCUGCAGAAUGUCUAUUAGAAGUUGCCUGCUAACCAACAGCCUGCUGCCCAGUGGAAUAUCCUCACUGUCGCUUCCCAAAUCACUUCAGAAUUACUUGAACUUGGAAAGAUAACAAUCUCCCUCCUCCCCACCCACCUCUCCCUUAGCUGCAGGCCUGUUUAACAGAAUGGGAACAGGGACAACAGAAAGAGAAAGAAAACCCUAACCCUUCAGGAGAGAAAA
Molecule: messenger RNA, 983 nt
Organism: Amblyraja radiata (thorny skate)
Lineage: Eukaryota; Metazoa; Chordata; Chondrichthyes; Rajiformes; Rajidae
Product: ankyrin repeat and SOCS box protein 17
Exons: 3
Coding region: 1-873 (290 amino acids)
Biological process (GO): intracellular signal transduction
Source: RefSeq, a predicted model, not a curated record